AUGUGGGUGGUGAAAGUCGCAGACGUCUUGGCGAUGUCCGAGGUUCGCCCCCAUAAACUCCUGAAGGCGGAAGGUCUUCUGUCGGAAUGGAGCGCCGGGAUGUUCACCAUCUUUGUUUCACACCAGUGGCUGUCUAUCCAGCACCCGGAUCCGGAUGCAGAACAGCUGCAAGUGCUGCAAGCAGUUUUGAGACGUCUCAUUGCGAACACACUGAAAAUCGACUUGGAUGUGGCCUCGCAGUUUUUUGGCGGCAAAGUUGGGAAAGUAGAGAUCGAGCGGUUAGGUGAGGCCUACAUUUGGUUGGAUUACUUCUGCGUUCCUCAGCUCUGGGAGGGUCAAGAGCUCCUGCUUCCAGAACAGACGCUAUACAUUCGAAGCAUUCCGAAUUACGUGGACCACUGCUUCGUUUUUCUAGCUCUGGUACCCAGGGCCAUUCACCGUCAAACUGGAGAGCCCUGUUCAGUCCACAGUUGGCUUCAACGAGGUUGGUGCCGCACGGAGCUUUGGUGCAAUUUCCUGUCCACGAGAUCGAAGCAUCUGAUUGUAGUGGUGAAGAGUGAGGACAACGUGCAGUUCACCUCACCUCUGUGGCAUCGAUACCCAGUGCACUUGGGCGAUUUUGCCAUUGAGAAGGAUCGGACUUCGUGCACGCUUGUCAUUCAGAAGGCUUUGAGCCAGUACAUAUCGGAGCUGCGUCAGGCAAAGCGCAAGAGAGUGGCCUACAGACUUUACCUUGCCCUCUUCGAAGCCAUGACAGGCCUGGCCAGCAAGAGACGCAGUGUCAAUGACUUCAUGGAGGAGUUUUCCUUCUCCCAGCCCAUCGAGCGUUGCGCUGGCCUUGGCCCGGUGGCUUGCGCUGCUCUUACGGGAGAUCGCGAUCUAGUCCGCAACCUGGUGAAUGCCAAGGCCUGCCUGCAGACCCACGCGCCAGCCAUGCCGGAAGUGAUGUACGCGCCAGACUACACACCCUUGCACCUGGCCUUAUGGUUUAGACCCCACGACUUGCAGGUUGCGGAAACGCUCUUGGAGCUGCAGGCGGAUCCUUGCGCCAGCACUAUCAAUCUGUGCCCGCCUCUGGGCUAUUGCCGGUCAGCUCGCGCCGUGGACCUCCUGAUUCGGCAUCGUGCAGGGGUGAACUUUCAGGGCAAGACACUUACACAAGCUUGCCCCAUUCACAAUGUGACUUCGUAUGGGGCCCCUUGCGAAGUGGUGUCCAGAUUGAUCGAGCUCCAAGCUGACGUGCAUGGCGGAAGGGGGGGAAACGCCGCCCUGUCACCUCUGCACACAAUCGCCUUUUCUGGCGAUUCCAAGAACGACCUUCACAACGCGCAGCUGCUGCUGGACAGGAGGGCAGACGUCGAUCAGGUUUGCCAACCCCAGGGGCUCUUCAGGGUCUUCGAGCUCUUGGCCAGGGCCAUCUCCCGCUGCGCAAGACAGCCCCGAGCAUUGACGACGCUUGUGAGCAACCUGAGCGCGACGCCCCUGGGUUGGUGCGCAGUUUUUGAGAACGAGGGGCUGUUGAUCUUCCUGAUUCGUGCAUAUGCGGAUCCCGACAUCAGGAGUAACCGGGGUCUCCGACCCAUUGACAUCACCAGUUCUCGGCGAAUCCGCGUGCUGCUCAGAGAUCCCACGCCUUUGCGCAUUGACCCUCUGGAGCAGAGCUUGGACCCUGAGCAGGAUGAAAUGGUGGUCGAGGUUUUGUAA
Molecule: messenger RNA, 1704 nt
Organism: Symbiodinium natans
Lineage: Eukaryota; Dinophyceae; Suessiales; Symbiodiniaceae
Source: the annotation of a GenBank genome assembly